Messenger RNA from Hemibagrus wyckioides, 3159 nucleotides. It is a transcript of the gene tspearb, whose product is annotated as thrombospondin-type laminin G domain and EAR repeats b. The transcript has 12 exons. Lineage: Eukaryota; Metazoa; Chordata; Actinopteri; Siluriformes; Bagridae. Gene Ontology annotation, biological process: signal transduction. The record is from RefSeq and is a predicted model, not a curated record. The coding region runs from base 606 to 2642 and encodes 678 amino acids.
AACACCUCCUCCUGCUCUCAGCUGUUUGUGUGUAAAUGUCUCUCAGAUUGACUUUCAGCUCAGUAUUGAAGCUCUGUUCCAUGACAGUUGUCCUCCUGACUUGAGAUUUUUUAUGCUAUACAUAACCAUGGAGUUCUUCACCAAGGAAUUUAUCUUUGAUCUCUUCUUUUUGUGUCUGCAUUGUUUUUCUGGAUUUUCCUGAAGUUUUUCCUGGAUAUUCCACAUUUCUGAAGCUUUCUCAAGAUCCGGAAUUAUUCUGAGAUCUAUUUUGGAUAUGUAAUUAGUGUAAAGGUUCUUCACAAAUCCUCAUAAAUCUUUAGGCAAUAUGUUCCUGGAUCUACCUCGAAUGUGAAGGUGUAGUUGUUCCAGAGAUCUAGAUGAUUUAAGAAAAGAAGCCUCAGCUGGAUGAAUCUCUGGUAAUUAUUUUCUAUUGAUUACAUCUCCAGAGAAUUCUGGAUGUGAGUUAAAUCUGAAGACUCAACUGUAGAAGAUCUCCAGAUGUUUCUGAAGUGUGGAAGAUCUUGUAUUGGAGAAGUUCUACUGUUAUGCAGUGAACUGUAAUGAGGAGGCUCGAAGAGGAGUUUACUUAAUCUGACUGAUUGCAUAUGAAUGCAGCUCUGAUGCUGCUGAAGUUGGUCAUCACUUUCUGCUGUUUCAUCAGCAGCUGGUCAUCGACAUGGAGGCCAUGCACAGGUACACUUCCACACCUAGAACAGCAUCUGUUACCACUGGACCUGCUGCAUCGUGUCCUUCCCGCUGUGGGCAGUCACCAGACUCAUGUCCGGAUGGUGCAGUCUCAGGGCUCAAGAGGACUGAAGCUCUCUGGACCUCCACAGGCACUGAGUUUCCCAUCGUCACAGAUCUUCACCAACUGCAACUUCUUCCCUGCUGAGUUCUCCAUUGUGGUCACAGUGAAGAUCCCCAAACUAAAUCCUAAUAAAGAUGAGUACGUAUUCACUCUUUUGGAUGAAGAUUCAGAUAAGAUGCUUGUUGGUCUUCGUCUUUCUCAUGAUAAAGUGCACUUCCUGUGGCGGAUAGGUGACAGGACAGAACGUGUGACCUUCAGGCAGGUGAACAUGGCGGAUGGACAUUGGCAUACAAUGGUGCUUGCACUCAGUGGUCAUUACGCCGUACUCACUUUGGACUGUGGCAUCCCAGUUGAGCUGCAGCUGGAGAAGCCAUUCCCUGAGCAGUUGUACACUGGUGGCUCCACCUUCUUUAUUGGCAGCAGGAGGAGAUGGAGUGGUCAAUUCUCUGGUUUAAUAAGACAGCUCGUCCUCAUGCCUGGGUCAGAUGCGUCCUCUCGUCUGUGUCCCUCGUCAGAUCCCACACUCUCUGUUCUGUCAGUUCCUCAGGUUCUCCUACACCUUCCAGUCAAACCUUCAUCCAACCUUCCACUUUACCCGUAUGAGGCAGAGUUGCGUGUUACUCAGUAUCUUCCUCCAGUGUGUAUCAGUGCUGUAGCGGGUCAGUUGUGGUUCAGCAUUGAGAAGAGAUCUUUGUUCCUGUGUAACGGCACCACAUGGGUCACCAUGAUGCAAAAUAGAGAGAAGCUGGAUUAUGUUGAAGAUCAUCAGGAUAUCUUCACAAUCUCAGAGACAUUUGAUAUCGAGGUUUUUCAUCUCCCGUCUCUUGGUUUGUUCAUCGCUACGGCAAAUCGUGACUCCAGCUACGGUUCAGCCAUUUACAGAUGGACCAAUGGCAGAUUUGAGCGAUUUCAGGACAUCAACACGUAUGACGCUCAGGCAUGGAAAUUCUUCACUGUGGGAAAAAAGAGGUUCCUAGUUGUGGCAAACUCCAGAAGAAUUGAUGGGAACAAGUGUGAGCUCUCAGUGAUUUAUAAGUGGAGAGUGAAGAAGCAGCGCUUUGUUGAGUAUCAGAAGAUUCAAACACACAGUGCUCGUGACUGGGAGGCCUUCCGAAUCCAUGACGACAACUUUCUUGCUGUGGCUAAUCACAGAGAAGGUGAGAUGAAUCACAACAUCGACAGCGUUAUCUACAAGUGGAACCGACAAACCAGGAAGUUUGAGGUGAAUCAAACCAUCUUAACAUCUGGAGCCUAUGACUGGGAAUUCUUUACCAUUGGCCCGUAUCACUUUCUGGUAGUAGCCAACACCUUUAACGGGAAAUCCACAGACAUUAGCUCCACCAUCUACAUCUGGAUGGGGGGAAAGUUCCAGCCAUUCCAGUACAUAACGACAUUUGGAGCAAUCGACUGGGAGAUGUUUCAGAUCGAUAACAGGUUCUUUCUGGCUGUGGCCAACUCUCAGAAACUCAGUGACUCCAGCACAGUGCUCUACAACAUCAACUCCACCAUCUAUGAACUUAACACCACCUCACAGAGCUUCAUGAAGUUCCAGGACAUUGCAACGAGCAGUGCUUUAGACUGGGAGUUCUUCACUGUGGGUGAUGAUAAGUUCCUGGUGGUGGCCAACUCAUAUGAUGGAGCUUCAUACUCUAUAAACAGUGUUAUAUACAGGUGGCAGGGUUAUGAAGGAUUCGUUCCUGUACACAGACUGAACACACACGGAUGCAGAGACUGGGAAUUCUUCACUUCCUCUGAUGGAUCUUACCUCAUCUCCUCCAGUGCCAGAGCCGCUUACUCCAAAGUCCUCAAGCUGAAGACCUUCUUCCAGUGUUGAGCUCUGAACUCCACAGCGUCAGGAGAAACAUCUCCUCCACAGCACAUCCUAGAUACAUUACAGCAUUACAUUAUGACCUGUGCUCACGUGCUCCCAAACGUGGACAUGCUCUGGGGCUUCUAGUGAAUUAAGGUGCAGUAAUUGAUAAGGUGCAGUAAACCCCACCCCCUCUGUGUUUUAUUGGUUUUAUUGGUCACAAUCACCUUCUGUUUCCAGAAUUAAUUUGAUUGGCUGCUGGCAGCCGGAAAAGAGAGAGAGCACUAUCAACAUUGGAGGUGAUGCUGAACUGAAAUGAUGUUAAAGUCUCAGUAAUAUUUAAUUUUCAGAUCUAAUGUUAAACCAAGCUAUAAACAUUUAAAACAAGCUAUUAAACCCUUCUAAAAGACUUUAUUUAUUGUUUUAGAGGAGAGUGAAGAUUUUUCCUUCUUCUUCUUCUUCUUCUUCUUCUUGUCAUUGUUGUAGAAAUAACAGUAGGAGUUUGUUAGUAGAGAGUGGCAGCUAUCAGAGCAGAGCGUUA